This is a messenger RNA of Oenanthe melanoleuca, 1756 nucleotides long. Its product is annotated as cytoglobin-1-like. Gene Ontology annotation, molecular function: oxygen binding; heme binding; iron ion binding. Gene Ontology annotation, biological process: oxygen transport. The record is from RefSeq and is a predicted model, not a curated record. Bases 1181 to 1636 code for a protein of 151 amino acids. The transcript is spliced from 8 exons. NCBI's taxonomy places the organism in Eukaryota, Metazoa, Chordata, Aves, Passeriformes, Muscicapidae.
CAGCCCAGCUAGAGACCGCGUCGGACGCCGCGGGCGGGGUUCACCCUGACCUAUGGAGUUAGUGCGGAGCGGUGUGAUAGCGGCGCGGUGAGCUGUCUGUUAUGCCUUAAACUUAUGAGUAAGGAAAAUAACGACCCGGGGUGACGCCCGGGUCCUCACUCCGAAUGUGAGAUGAAUUUUUGCGCGGGUACAGGUCGCCCCCGGGUGCCCCGCUUACUUCGCGGGAUGCCUGGGUGCCGUGAUCUGCCCGACCCUUCGUGGCGCCCGUGACAAGGACAGAACUACAACUACCGGCAUGCACUGCGCCGCCAGCCAUGCGCGGGCGGGAGCGCACCUGCGCCCCGCGGUGGGGCACGGGACAGAGUAACUCCAUGUAAACGCCGUGUAAAAAUCAGAAGUACUUUAAGCUGGUCAUGCUGAAACUUCUGCUUGCCUGUACUGGACAACUUCCCUAUCAUUUGCCUUCUACAACCUGGAAAAAUGAAAUAUUAAUGCACUGCUCAUCUGAGUCGACAGCAUUUUAAAAGAUGUCCUGAGUGGGGGAUGUCUAACUUACUAGCUCUGAAAAGUGGGAAAUUCAUGGCAGAAAGAACAGCAGAGCAUGGCAUAGCAGCUGUUUCAUCUUCGUAGGUGCACUGCAUCUUUCUUGUCCACGUGCUCUAAAUACCUUCUGUUCAUCUUCACUCGGCUUUAACUGGUACAGACCAAAUCUGCCAGGUUUACUGGGGAACAGAACACAGGUUUAAGACCCCAAAGACACCUAUGAGCAUCUUGUUCAACUGGAAGCAAGAGUUCAAAUAUUUUGGCAAUGAUGCUAUGAUGAAGGACAAGAGCGUUCCCUCAGCCAAGCUGAUAGCUGGUACCUCUUCUAGAACUUCAGGAUGAAGCUGUGCAACAUGACAGUGAGACCUUUACUUUGGCACCUGACCUACAACUACAGGGCUAGUCCUGCUCCUCAUGUGGUUGGUUUCUUUCCUGAUUAAAAGUGAUUAGGUAGCUCUAAAACCUGCAGAAAUGUGACAGAGGGGAACAGAGACAAAGAGACCCUUCAAGAUCUCUUAAAUCCCCAGGGCAGUAUUUAGGGAGCCCAGAGGAGAGAACUGAAGCAGAAGGACCCCGCCAGGACCUCCCUGUCCUUGUCCCUUCUGCUGCACCCUCUGUUGCCAACAUCUCUUGCACCAUGUCUCUCUCUGAAGCAGAGGUGCAAAGUGCUCGUGGUGCCUGGGAGAAGAUUUAUGUGGAUGCUGAAGACAAUGGGACAGCUGUGCUGGUCAGGAUGUUUACCGAGCACCCAGACACCAAGUCCUACUUCACACAUUUCAAAGGCAUGGACUCUGCUGAAGAGAUGAAACAGUCAGAUCAAGUCAAGGGCCAUGGCAAGAAGGUUUUCAGUGCCAUCAAUGACAUGGUGCAACAUCUGGACAACUCUGAGGCUUUUCUUGGGAUACUGACCCCACUUGGCAAGAAACAUGCCAGCCAGCUGAAGAUUGACCCCAAAAACUUUAGGAUUAUCUGUGACAUUAUCUUACAAUUGAUGGAGGAGAAAUUUGGUGGAGACUGCAAAGCUUCCUUUGAGAAGGUGACCAAUGAAAUCUGUACCCACCUGAACAAUAUCUACAAAGAGGAGGGUUGGUGAGGAUGUGCACCCUCCACGCUCUUCAAAAAACUUGCCAGCGCUGAUUUGCUGCUUUUGGGACCCCAGCCACAGGUGGAAAAAUUUAAAUUUAAAAAUAAAAAAGGCAAGAAAAAAGGCUUA